Messenger RNA from Closterium sp. NIES-65, 1641 nucleotides. NCBI's taxonomy places the organism in Eukaryota, Viridiplantae, Streptophyta, Zygnematophyceae, Desmidiales, Closteriaceae. The record is from the annotation of a GenBank genome assembly.
AUGGGAGCGUUGCGGACGCCGUUAAAGAAGGCGCCAGCCGGCCUCUUCCGUUUCGGCCUCAGAUUUGUGAUCCUCCUGUUCGUCGUCGUUAUGGUCGUAUUUAUAUUAGAGACCGGAAAGCUGGCAGACAGACAACGAAAGUCGGAGUUUGAAGAGCUGCGAGAGCAGUCGCUGAGGAAGAUCCUGAGGCAGCACGAGAUGGAGAUUCAGGCAGCCAUCGACAAGAACAUUGGCUGGUUCUCACACUACCUCUCCAGACUCCGUCUGUCGUCUCGUGCUGGGGCUGGAAGAGACGAGGACGACGAUGAUGACACUAGCAGCGUGUCUUCACACUCAGCCUCCGCUACAGACACACUCGCCACUGGCACAUCUGGGGGGAACGAGCGUGGCGGGGAAGCAGCGGGAGGCGGAGGUGCUGGGGGAAUGGCGGGUGGUGGGGGGGAGAAUGGGAAAGGCGGUGGCGAGGGUCAAGGGGGAAAGCGGAAGAAGGGGAAGGAGCAGGAUCUGUCGAAUGUGGGCAAUUUGGACAUGCCCAUGCACAAAGUGCACGGGGUCUUGGAACCCUGCCUCCCUCUGUUGCCCGAGCCUGAACUCUCACACCUGCAGCUGCCCGAACCUCUCCCGGACACAGUAGUGACGCGCCUUCGCUAUUAUCACAUGGACGAGGACGCAAUCGAGAUCGAGAGCACACUAGGCGCCAGGCAGGGCCAGCUGGGGCGAACGGUCCAGCUGGACAUGUUCACAGGGAAGCAGACAAUGGGAGAGAGGGCCAAGAGCUUCCGGGUGCAGGCGAGCAUGGAGGUGCACUGUGGGUUUGCGGGGCCCAACACGGGGUUCACGGUGGCAGAGGCGGACCAGCGGUGGCUGAAGCGGUGCCAGGUGGCAGUGGUGACCGCGAUAUUCGGGGGAGGUGACAUCCUCGUGCAGCCGAUCGGGAUGACGCAGGAGUCUCUUCAAAAGGUGUGCUAUGUGGCAUUUUGGGACGAUGUGACAGCAGCAGCGCAGGCAGAGGCAGGGGUGGUGCCAGAUAAAGACACCAUGAGGGUGGGGCUGUGGCGCAUUGUCAUUGUCAAGGACCUGCCGUUUGUGGACCAGCGGAGAAACGGGAAGAUUCCCAAGAUCUUGUCACAUCGUCUCUUCCCCCGCGCCCGCUUCUCCAUCUGGGUUGACUCCAAGUACCAGUUUCGCCGCGACCCCCUCGGAGUGCUCGACACGCUGCUGUGGCGGCAGCAGCCGCGGGCAGAGUUUGCGAUAUCGGAGCACGGGGCAAGGAGCUGCAUCUAUGCGGAGGGGGAAGCGAUAGUGAGGAAGCACAAGGCUCAGCCGGAGGAGGUUGCAGUGCAGCUGAACCAGUAUCGCACAGAGGGGCUCCCGGUUAAUGCCACUUAUAAUGGGAAGAAAGCAUUGGCAGAGGCGUCCAUCAUAGUGAGAGAGCACACGGCAGCCAUGAACCUGUUCAUGUGCCUGUGGUUCAACGAGAUGGUGCGAUUCACUGCUCGUGAUCAACUCAGCUUUGGCUACACGCUUCGACGACUCGACCUGGUGAAACCAAACAUGUUCCCUGUGUGCACACGACGGGCGCUAGUAAACGCUCUCGGCCACAAGCGUAAGGCAAAACCACUUGCGCAUGGAGUGUCCUGA